This is a messenger RNA of Pan troglodytes (chimpanzee), 948 nucleotides long. RefSeq names its product exonuclease GOR-like. Gene Ontology annotation, cellular component: nucleus. The annotation marks the transcript as partial. Gene Ontology annotation, molecular function: nucleic acid binding; exonuclease activity. The record is from RefSeq and is a predicted model, not a curated record. NCBI's taxonomy places the organism in Eukaryota, Metazoa, Chordata, Mammalia, Primates, Hominidae. The transcript has a single exon.
AUGCCGGGCCUCAGCAGGGCCGCCCUGUACAGCCGCCUCCAGGAGUUCCUGCUCAGCCAGGACCAGCUCAAGGAGAACGGCUACCCCUUCCCGCACCCCGAGCGGCCCGGAGGCGCCGUCCUCUUCACUGGCCAGGGGAAGGGGCCCGGCGACUCCUCCUGCAGGGUCUGCUGCCGUUGUGGCACCGAGUACCUGGUGUCCUCCUCGGGCCGCUGUGUACGCGACCAGUUGUGUUAUUAUCACUGGGGGCGGGUCCGCUCGAGCCAGGUGGCUGGAGGCCGGGUUAGCCAGUACACCUGCUGUGCAGCUGCUCCUGGCUCUGUGGGCUGCCAGGUGGCAAAGCAGCACGUGCGGGACGGCCGCAAGGACAGCCUCGAUGGCUUCGUGGAGACCUUCAAGAAAGAGUUGUCCAGAGACGCUUAUCCAGGAAUCUACGCCUUGGACUGUGAGAUGUGCUACACCACGCAUGGCCUAGAGCUGACCCGCGUCACCGUGGUGGACGCCGACAUGCGAGUGGUGUACGACACCUUCGUCAAGCCCGACAACGAGAUCGUGGACUACAACACCAGGUUUUCCGGAGUCACCGAGGCCGACGUCGCCAAGACGAGCAUCACCUUGCCCCAAGUGCAAGCCAUCCUGCUGAGCUUUUUCAGCGCCCAAACCAUCCUCAUCGGGCACAGCCUGGAGAGCGAUCUGCUGGCCCUGAAGCUCAUCCACAGCACCGUGCUGGACACGGCCGUGCUCUUCCCGCACUACCUGGGUUUCCCCUACAAGCGUUCCCUCAGGAAUCUCGCGGCCGACUACCUGGGACAGAUCAUCCAGGACAGCCAGGACGGCCACAACUCCAGCGAGGACGCAAACGCCUGCCUGCAGCUGGUGAUGUGGAAGGUCCGACAGCGUGCCCAGAUCCAGCCACGCCACCGGUCCGCCUCUCCCGCCGCCCUGGCC